Molecule: messenger RNA, 564 nt
Organism: Cutaneotrichosporon oleaginosum
Lineage: Eukaryota; Fungi; Basidiomycota; Tremellomycetes; Trichosporonales; Trichosporonaceae
Biological process (GO): protein transport to vacuole involved in ubiquitin-dependent protein catabolic process via the multivesicular body sorting pathway
Cellular component (GO): ESCRT II complex
Molecular function (GO): protein homodimerization activity; structural molecule activity
Source: RefSeq, a predicted model, not a curated record
AUGGCCGAACCACUGCGCUCGUCAGCGACAAAGAGUGGAUACGUUCUCCCGGCCAUCUGGAGCUUUCCUCCGUUUUUCACCCUCCAGCCCAAUCCCUCAACGCAAGCACACCAGCUUACUCUCUGGUCUGAAAUCAUUCUCGGCUGGGCAAAGCACGACCGAGUAUUCAGCGUCAAUGCCGACUCGCCCGAACCCGGGGAAGUGUUCACCAAUGGCAAGAUCCAGCGCCGCCUCCUUCCACCUGCGCUUCGGCAGGUUCUAGCGCACAUGGCGGAGCAAGGGACCGCCGCACCCGAAUCCAAAGGGGCCAGCACAUACUUGCUCUACUGGCGCAAGCCCGAGGAAUGGGGUCAAGUCAUUCACGACUGGGCAAGCGACAGCGGCCAGACGGGAACAAUCAUGACCUUCUAUGAGAUCACGGAUGGGGACGCGUCGUACACAGCGGAAUUCGCCGGACUCCCCGCGCAGUUGCUGCGGCGCAGCCUCGAGACACUCGUCAAGAAGGGCAAGGCGCAGCUUAUCCGCAGCGGGGACGGCGAAGGGGACGGCGUGCGGUUCCUUUAA